CCAAUCAAAUGUGAAUUAGCAUAAAACUCACUCAGAAAAAAAAAAAGUCAAAAACUUAUAACAGAGUUUAACCAAGGUUGCAUUUCUUCCUGGUUGUCCAGUUUUUUUAUUUUUCUUCUAUCUCUGACUAUUAUCCUCUUCUCAGCUGAUCAGUAUCUUUUUUUCGUUAAGGAAUAAUGAAUGGAAUAUCAUACUAUAAUUUAUCCAUAUAGACAGUGGAGAAGUGAAGAGAAGUACAGGCCUUUCUUCAUCAUUAUUCAUCGACUUAGGCGCCAGACAGAGGACAACAGGUAGAUCUUCAGCUCAGCAACACAACGAGAUGGAUGUGGUACUGAAGGGGCAUGCUUCUUAUUCACCGCGAAAUGACAAGAGAGCUCUUUGCCUUUUUGUCAUGGUCUGGAUUGUUUAUUCCAGGUUUCACGCAGUGGGAUCAUUCUUUGACACUUAUCCACAUUAUUCGUCGUCGUAUGACUGGUCAUCAUGCUGGUCUACUCUGGGGGCAAUCGUCAUGUCAAGCAAAACCAUGAAGAGGUUAGAAUCAGAAAAGACGCUUUCCUGGUGGUUUGGUGACCCCAAGACCAACAACUGGGAAACUAGUCUGGUGCUGGAGCUGCAAAACCAGAUUGCAAGAUUGAGGCUUGAACUUGAGAACAACAAAUGUUAUAAAGGAGUGACUAGUGAUGCUUUGGAAUUGAUUUCUGAUGUUUCUGACUUGGCGAGCAUGGUGAAGAAGGGGAUGGAAGAACAAGGGAGGGUCAGAAGCGAAAAGCACCGUAUGUCAGAAGAAGAGGUUGCAAAAUUGAAACUUGAACUGGAUGGAACAAAAUCCUCCUUAAAAGCACUUGAAGACCAGACAACACUUCUGAACGAGCAGAAUAAAACGCUAGAGGAAAACAUAUAUAAACGCGAUACGGAGAUAAAGGAACUGAAAGUAGCCAUCUCUGAUGCUAAGCUGAAAUUUAGGAAUGAGAAAGCUCAGCUACAUAAGGUAAUACUAGCUUUAGAACAGCGUCAAGGGGUACUAGAGACGAAUCUGAAGAAUUCGGAGUCGGAGGUACGUAAAUUAGUGAAGGUGCACAGGAGACUUGAAGAUGAACAUAGAGAAUUUCGAGUUUUGCAAAGAAACCAUGUAGCAGAGAUGGAGAGGCAUCGUCUGUCAGAAGAAGAGGUUGCAAAAUUGAAACUUGAACUGGAUGCAACCAAAUCUUCCUUAAAAGAAGAGGCUGCAAAAUUGGAACUCGAACUGGAUGCAACCAAAUCUUCCUUAAAAGCAUUUGAAGUCCAGACAGCACUUCUGAAAGAGCAGAACAAAACGCUAGGUGUAUACAUAUCUAAACGCGAUAUGGAGAUAAAGGAACUGAAAGUAGCCAUCUCUAAUGCUGAGUUAAAGUUUAGGAAUGAGAAAUCUCAGCUACAGAAGGUGAUACUAGCUUUAGAAGAGGGUCAAGAGGAACUAAAGACGAAACUGAAGAAUUCGGAGUCCGAGGUAUGUAAAUUAGUGGAGGAGUACAAGAGGGCUGAAGGUGAACAUAAUGAGUUUCGGGUUUUGCAAAGAGACCGUGAAGCGGAGAUGCGUGGCGAGAUGGAGAAACAUUUGAAAGCAAAGAUGGUUGAGAAAGGGAAAGAGUUAGAAGAAUUGAGUAAGAACCUCGAUGAACUUAAAUCCAAUUUCGAUACAUUGAGAGCGGAAAGAGACGAGCUGGACGCAAAGGUAACUUCGUUGACAACCGAGGUGGUGUCUAGAGAUGAAAUGAUAUGUCAUAUGGAAGAGCAUUUGCACAGGUUACAUAAAGAGCAUGUGGAUAUUAUAUGGAGAUGCGAGGGAGCCACAAAACAAGCCGAGGAGCAAAACAAAAGGUUGAGAAGAAUUGAGAGGGAAGUGGAAUGGCAGAGGGACAUGAUAGCAGAAGGUGCAGAAGAGAAGAAAGAAGCAAUAAGGCAACUGUGCUUCUCCUUAGAGCAUUACAGGAAUCGUUAUUACGAGUUCAGGAACGCGUUUAUAGAGCUUACGAAACAGGCACCAGUACAAGACAUUGCUUACUAUUACAGGAAGUAGUAACAAACCUCAUGUCUUUUGGUCUCACAACUGAGCAAUGUUAGCUAAAGAUGAACAAAUACCGUCAGAAGCCAAUGGAGCGACUCGAUUGAAAAUUCGGUAGACAUGAUCUUAAACAGGCAGGAGAUUAGUUUUGCUCCAACUGAACUGAAAUUUGUUUUUCGGAGGAGUUAUAUUAGUUUUUCGUUGUGUGGAUAUAUUUGUUGUUAACUGUACCAGAUAGUUAUGCCCUUUUGUACAUGCUUUGAUGUAAUAAUCUCACAGACAGGGCUACUAACCCAUUAGUGUCUUAUUUAUUGUUGACACUGUCUAAAAUUCGGCAUA
Molecule: messenger RNA, 2380 nt
Organism: Papaver somniferum (opium poppy)
Lineage: Eukaryota; Viridiplantae; Streptophyta; Magnoliopsida; Ranunculales; Papaveraceae
Product: protein NETWORKED 4B-like
Exons: 4
Coding region: 320-2056 (578 amino acids)
Source: RefSeq, a predicted model, not a curated record